Molecule: messenger RNA, 1077 nt
Organism: Beta vulgaris subsp. vulgaris (sugar beet)
Lineage: Eukaryota; Viridiplantae; Streptophyta; Magnoliopsida; Caryophyllales; Amaranthaceae
Product: ras-related protein RAB1BV
Biological process (GO): protein secretion; regulation of exocytosis
Cellular component (GO): plasma membrane
Molecular function (GO): GTP binding; GTPase activity
Source: RefSeq, marked provisional
GAAUUCGAAAAAACAGGAAGAAAAGCGAAGAAAGUAAGAGAGAGAAGAGAAAGAGGAGAUCGCAAAACCAAGUGUUGUCAUCAUCUGAGAUUUGUGUGGGAAAAUUAAGCUUUUUUUCGAGUGUUAAUUUCAUCAAAGCUUUUUUUUUCCUCUUACUUUGGAAAAUAUCUGUGUGAAAAUUUUUAGGUUUUUUUUGGAGGUGUUUGAUUAAUGGCUGCUCCACCUGCGAGAGCUCGCGCUGAUUAUGAUUAUCUUAUCAAACUUCUUUUGAUAGGCGAUAGUGGUGUGGGUAAGAGUUGCCUUCUCCUGCGGUUCUCUGAUGGUUCCUUCACAACGAGUUUCAUCACCACCAUUGGUAUCGAUUUUAAGAUUCGGACCAUAGAGCUUGAUGGCAAGCGGAUUAAACUGCAGAUAUGGGAUACUGCUGGUCAGGAACGGUUCAGGACUAUUACAACGGCAUAUUAUCGUGGAGCCAUGGGUAUUCUGCUGGUGUAUGAUGUUACUGAUGAGUCGUCAUUCAACAAUAUCAGAAAUUGGAUACGCAACAUUGAGCAGCAUGCUUCUGAUAAUGUGAACAAGAUUCUGGUAGGGAACAAGGCUGACAUGGAUGAGAGUAAAAGGGCUGUGCCUACGGCUAAAGGACAAGCUCUAGCUGAUGAGUACGGGAUUAAAUUCUUCGAAACUAGUGCAAAAACAAACUUAAAUGUGGAGGAGGUUUUCUUUUCCAUAGCAAGAGACAUUAAGCAAAGGCUUGCAGAUUCUGAUACAAGGCAAGAGGCUCAACCAUCAAUUACAAUUAAACCAGCCGACCAAUCAGGGAAUCAAGCAGCAGCUAAAUCAGCUUGCUGCGGUUCUUAAGGAACCGGCAGUUAACUGGACCAGGCGAUCUGGCGGUUAUGUGUGCAAAACAGAUAAAUCUGAUUGUGAUGACAAUGUGAUGGAUGCUUGUAAUAUUUGUUACCAUCAUUGUUUCCUUAAAUCUGCUUUAGUGUGCGAAAGAUAGUUUCUUAUUAACUAGUUAUUUGUUCUAGUGGCAUACUCUUUUCAUUUAAUUGUCUAAUUAAAUCUUGUUUAAGC